Molecule: messenger RNA, 3489 nt
Organism: Drosophila takahashii
Lineage: Eukaryota; Metazoa; Arthropoda; Insecta; Diptera; Drosophilidae
Gene: spir
Product: spire type actin nucleation factor
Biological process (GO): actin filament network formation; polar body extrusion after meiotic divisions; actin filament polymerization
Cellular component (GO): cell cortex; cytoplasmic vesicle membrane
Molecular function (GO): actin binding
Source: RefSeq, a predicted model, not a curated record
AUUUGCAGGUUAGCCCAAACGAAGGGGCGAAAAAAUCAAUUAUAUGUUGGCCAGUGCCGGAUUUGCAGUGGAAUCGGGUUGAAAGCCAUCGAUAGCCACACACACACACCCACCCACACACGCAGAAUGACGGAGCACCAGGCGGAGGAGCAGGCGGCACCGCCCCCGACCAAGGUCAAGGCCACGCCCACGCCCACUCCCACCCCCAGCUCGAAGUUCAAGGACAUCAACGAGGAGGCGGGCUUCCUGUCCACCUCGCCGGACAGCGCCAACGGGGAUGCCCAGCAGAAGCUGCCAGCGGAUCAGCUGGCCAUCUCAUCGAACGGCCUGCAUCAUCCGGAGAAGCCGGGCGGAGCCCACCCCCUCAUCCUGCAGGCCUUCCACCAGUGCUCCUCGCCCGAACAGUGCGUCACGCUGCACAACAUCCUCGACUCCUUCAAGGCCCCGCUCUCCGAGGAUCAGGCCUGGGCUUUGAUCCACCAGUUCGCCAGCCUCUACCACCAGGUGGCCGCCCAGGCGCACACCUGUCCGCGCGACUACGAGGCCGCCCUGCCCACCGGAUUCGAGCUGCACUUCCAUCGCGACGGCAGUGUCCACUUCUCCGGCCAGGAGCAACUCCCCCCGAAGGAGCAGGAGCAGGACGGGAUCGGGGAUCAGCCGGACCACAGCGCCAGCAGCAGCGGCGACAGCAGCGCCAUCGUCAUCAACAGAGCCUUCGACAACAACCAUCACCAUCAUCAUCACCACCAUCUUACGCCGCUCGUCGUUUCGCAUAGAAAGAUUAUCAGCGAACUGGCGGAAAUCGUCUACACCGCAUUGGAUUACAAUCUGCCAGAGGACGAGGAGUGCCAGAUGUCACAGGAGCUGGAGAAUCUAUUUAACUUUAUGACGGCAGAUGAGACAGACGAUGAUUGCAUUGACGAGGGCAUCGACGAGGGCGACAAGCGCUGGGACGACGAUUCCGAGGAGGAGCGCAACGAUACCAAAGAACUAGAGCACAUUAUAGAGACCUGCAGAAAUCACAUAAAAACCACCCUGCCCGAGAAUCACUACAAAGCUGUUUGCAGAGCCCUCGUAACGGAGACCAUUGAACUCCGUGUUUUUCUGCAGCAGGUUCUGAACAAUGCAGGUGCCGAGAAGCUGAUCAAGGCCUCGGAAUCUUCGACCACCACGCAACAAGAACUGGCGAAGCUGGGCUUCAACGACUGGGCACGCUUCUGGGUGCAGGUGAUCGACGAACUGCGACGGGGAGUGCGGCUGAAGAAGAGCAACCACGAACGCACACCCAUCGAGUACGAGCUGACGCCCUACGAAAUACUCAUGGGCGACAUUAGAGCCAAAAAGUAUCAAUUGCGCAAGGUGAUGGUGAACGGCGAUAUUCCGCCGCGCGUCAAGAAAGAUGCCCACGCCAUGAUCUUGGAGUUCAUCAGGUCACGGCCGCCGCUAAAGAAGGCCAGCGAACGUCAGCUGGGGCCACCGCGCAUCUGCGAGCCUUCUCCGCGGGAGCAGCUAAUGGAGUCCAUUCGGAAAGGCAAGGAGCUCAAGCAGAUCACGCCGCCGGAAGCGCCGACCCUGAGGCAAAGGAUGCUUCCAGGUGCAAACUCCACGCUGUCACGAUCCAGACAGCGGCUCAUCAAAGUGGAUUUCUCCAAGUUUCAGGACGAAGAUCUCUUCUACGAUGAGGGUAGCAUCAGCAGCACCCACUCCACAGCGGCCACCCACCAGCACCACCAUCAUCCCAAUCUGGCCGAGAUGCACCGCUGCUCGCAGCCCAAGAUGCCGCCAUAUCCAUUCGGUGGCUACAUGGUGCCCAGCCAGGCACGACAAGAUUGCCGGGAGACGGCGUCGCUGAUGCGGCCAAGACGCACAAUGGAUCCAGCCAGACAGGCGGCGCCUCCAGAGGAGCCAUCCUUCACGGAGGACGAGUACCACAGGUUCUACGACACGGCCCUGGAAUCCUACGACCUGGCCACUCAGUGCGAGUCGAGGAGGGCCUCGCUGCGCCGCCACACCAUCGUGGGAUGCCAGAGCAACCUGGACGAGACGCACUCCAUGCCGCCCACGCGGCCCGAGUCGCGUCAAUCGGACGACGUCAACAAGGAGACGCCAAAGAGAAGUCCUGCGAAUCCUCCCCAUCCCCAUCCAUCAGACGAGGCCAGUUCAACAUCCUCGCUUGGGCCAUGGAACAAGUCCUUCAUGGACAAGCAGACCUGGAUGGAGCGGGGUGACGAUCGGCUGUCCGUCACGCUGGCGGAGAUCGUUCACAUCCGUUCCGUCAUGACCAAGGCGGAGCUGGAGGGCCUGCCGAUGGACGUGCGCGUCAAGGAGGAUGUUGAAAAGCGUCGCGUCUGCUUCCUGUGCCUGCGGACGAGGUUCUCGUUCUUCGGUCCCUGGGGCAUCCAGUGCAAGCUGUGCCAGCGCACCGUCUGCGCCAAGUGCUAUACCAAGAUGCGCAUUCCCUCGGAGCACUUCCGCAACGUGCCCCUCGUGCUGAUCUCGCCAUCGCUGCUGUCCAGUCCGGCCAGCUCGAGCACCCCAUCGCCCUCCCAUCACGCCCAGCAGGCGCACUCCUCGUCGACGGGAAACAUCAUGGAUGACCAGUUCCCCAAGUCGCUGAUCGAGCGCCUCCUGCGCUCCGAGUCAGAGAGAAAGACUCGCAGCACUGUGGGCAGUGCACCCUCCUCACCCAAGCACCAAAGAUCAAACAUGAGCACGCCGGGCAUUAGCGUGGGUCCCGGAGCCUCCUCCUCCUCCUCGGCGGCGGCAGCGGGACAUCCUGGCCAGGCUGUGGAGGCACUGCACGACCAGGCGACCAUGUCGGCCUCCUAUUCGGCGGCCAUGCGACCCUCGGGCGUUCACCAUCAGCAGCAGAAGCAGCACUACAACAACGCCAUGUCGAGGAGCAUGGAGGGACCACGGAGUCUGCCCGUGCACAGUCCAGCAUAUCGACCGCUCUCCAACAACAGCACGCUGGAGAGGAAAUCCCGCUUCUCGAGGGGCUUUAACCUCUUCUCCUCGGGCAGUCACCUGGCUCAGACGCAGGAGCAGAAGGAGAAUCUGCGCGGCGAACAGGUGACCGUGUGCAACGACUGCCAGGGAUUGGUCAACGAGAUCACCAGCUCCGUGAAGCAGAAGCGCAGCUCCGCCCGGAACCGCACCAUUCAGAAUCUCACCCUGGAUCUGACGCCCGUCUGGAAGUAGGCGGGAUCGGAUUUAAUCGGAUAGUGCGUUUGAAGACCGUAGGAUAGUUACAGGGAGUUCUAACGACUGACUUUGAUUCAUUGAUUCUUUAACGGACAACAACGGACAUUAUUUGAUUACUGACACUUCACUUUCAACGUGACUGUUUUAGGGCCUUCGAAACGCACUGGAAUAAUUAUAAUAUACAUAUAUGGAUAGAUUAGAUCGACUGUUGUACACUUAAAGGAUAGAGCCUCAAGGAGACUCGUUUGUAAAUCGUGUUAGUCUAGUGAUUAAGUGAAGAAUGGA